ACCUCCAGCAGCCCUGGCGUCGCCAGGGCACCCGAGGGCAGUAUGUCCCAGCGUUUCGUGGUGACCCCCGCGGCGGGCGGGGUGAAGAGUCCGGACCCUGCAACUACCCCGGAGCCGUCCUUGGUGGAUGCGCUGCCCAUUCUGAACUACGGCCGUGAGCCGAGUCGCUACGCAGGAGAUGGACACUCGAGAGAGAACAGCCCCAUCGUUAACAAUGGCGACAUGGAGAGAGAAAGUUUCUUUGAAGGAAAGAACAUGGCACUUUUUGAGGAGGAAAUGGACAGUAACCCCAUGGUGUCCUCACUCCUCAACAAGCUGGCCAACUACACCAACCUGAGCCAGGGCGUGGUGGAGCAUGAGGAGGAUGAAGAGAGCCGGAGGCGUGAGGUCAAGAGCCCAGGCAUGGGCACCUUCAUCGGCGUCUACCUGCCCUGCCUGCAGAACAUUCUUGGUGUGAUCCUCUUCCUGCGCCUGACGUGGAUUGUGGGCGUGGCCGGCGUCCUGGAGUCCUUCCUCAUCGUGUUCAUGUGUUGCACCUGCACGAUGCUGACUGCCAUCUCGAUGAGUGCCAUUGCCACCAAUGGUGUGGUCCCAGCUGGUGGCUCGUAUUACAUGAUAUCGAGGUCCCUAGGGCCAGAGUUCGGAGGGGCCGUGGGCCUCUGCUUCUACCUGGGAACGACCUUUGCAGGGGCCAUGUAUAUUUUGGGGACCAUUGAGAUUUUCCUGACCUACAUCUCCCCUGGUGCAGCCAUCAUCCACCCCAAGUCGGAGGGCGACGAGGCCAUGGCCCUGCUGAACAACAUGCGAGUGUAUGGGACGUGCACGCUGGCCCUCAUGGCCAUGGUGGUCUUUGUGGGUGUCAAGUACGUCAACAAGCUAGCCCUGGUGUUCCUGGCCUGCGUGGUGCUGUCCAUCCUUGCCAUCUACGCUGGCGUCAUCAAGUCUGCCUUUGACCCGCCAGACAUCCCGGUCUGUCUGCUGGGGAACCGCACGUUAUCGAGACGCAGCUUUGACAUCUGUGCCAAAGUCCACACCACCAACAAUGGCACGGGGACCACCACGCUCUGGGGCCUCUUCUGCAACGGCUCCUCGCCCAGCGCCACCUGCGAUGAGUACUUUGCCCAGAACAACCUCACAGAGAUUCAGGGCAUCCCCGGCGUGGCCAGCGGUGUCCUCCUGGAUAACCUGUGGAGUGCCUACGCAGACAAAGGGGUGUUCGUGGAGAAGAAGGGCACGCCCUCGGCGCCCGUGUCAGAGGAGAGCCGACCCGGCGGUCUGCCCUACGUCCUCACCGACAUCGUGACCUACUUCACCAUGCUGGUUGGCAUCUACUUUCCCUCCGUGACCGGCAUCAUGGCGGGCUCGAACCGGUCGGGGGACCUCAGGGAUGCCCAGAAGUCAAUCCCCACAGGGACUAUCCUGGCCAUUGUGACCACAUCUUUUAUUUACCUCUCCUGCAUCGUGCUCUUCGGGGCCUGCAUCGAAGGCGUGAUCUUACGAGAUAAGUUUGGGGAGGCCCUACAAGGGAACCUGGUCAUCGGCAUGCUAGCCUGGCCGUCCCCCUGGGUCAUCGUCAUCGGCUCCUUCUUCUCCACCUGUGGCGCUGGCCUGCAGAGCCUGACGGGGGCACCGCGCCUGCUGCAGGCCAUCGCCCGAGACGGCAUCAUCCCCUUCCUCCAGGUGUUCGGCCAUGGGAAGGCCAAUGGGGAGCCUACAUGGGCCCUGCUGCUCACUGCCUUCAUCUGUGAGACUGGCAUCCUCAUCGCUUCCCUGGACAGUGUGGCCCCCAUCCUUUCCAUGUUCUUCCUCAUGUGCUACAUGUUUGUGAACCUGGCCUGCGCUGUGCAGACCCUGCUGCGCACCCCCAACUGGCGCCCGCGCUUCAGAUACUACCACUGGACGCUGUCCUUCCUGGGCAUGAGCCUGUGCCUGGCACUGAUGUUCAUCUGCUCCUGGUACUACGCCCUGUUCGCCAUGCUCAUCGCUGGCUGCAUCUACAAGUACAUCGAGUAUCGCGGGGCCGAGAAGGAAUGGGGUGAUGGCAUCAGGGGGCUGUCGCUGAAUGCUGCCCGCUAUGCCCUGCUGCGCGUAGAACAUGGCCCGCCCCACACCAAGAACUGGAGGCCCCAGGUGCUGGUGAUGUUGAACCUGGACUCGGAGCAGUGUGUGAAGCACCCCCGCCUGCUGUCCUUCACCACACAGCUCAAGGCUGGCAAGGGCCUGACCAUCGUGGGCUCUGUGCUGGAGGGGACCUACCUGGACAAGCACACGGAGGCCCAGCAGGCCGAGGAGAACAUCCGGUCCCUGAUGAGCGCCGAGAAGACCAAAGGCUUCUGCCAGCUGGUGGUGUCCUCCAACCUGCGGGAUGGCAUGUCCCACCUGAUCCAGUCGGCUGGCCUUGGGGGCAUGAAACACAACACAGUGCUCAUGGCCUGGCCCGAAUCCUGGAAGGAGGAGGACAACCCCUUCUCCUGGAAGAACUUUGUUGACACCGUCCGUGACACCACGGCAGCACAGCAGGCCCUGCUGGUGGCCAAAAACGUGGACCUGUUUCCACAAAACCAGGAACGCUUCAGCGACGGCCACAUCGACGUGUGGUGGAUCGUGCACGACGGGGGCCUGCUCAUGCUGCUGCCUUUCCUGCUGCGGCAGCACAAGGUGUGGAGGAAGUGCCGGAUGCGCAUCUUCACGGUGGCCCAGGUGGACGACAACAGCAUCCAGAUGAAGAAGGACCUGCAGACAUUCCUGUACCACCUCAGGAUCAGCGCGGAGGUGGAGGUGGUGGAGAUGGUGGAGAACGACAUCUCUGCAUUCACCUAUGAGAAGACGCUGGUCAUGGAGCAGAGGAGCCAAAUGCUGAAGCAGAUGCAGCUGUCCAAGACGGAGCGGGAGAGGGAGGCCCAGCUGAUUCACGACAGGAACACUGCCUCCCACUCUGCGGUGGCUGCCAGGGCCCAAGCCCCGCCCACACCGGACAAGGUGCAGAUGACCUGGACGAAGGAGAAGCUGAUCGCUGAGAAGUAUAAGAACAAAGAUAACAGCGUGUCCGGGUUCAAAGACCUCUUUAGCCUGAAGCCAGAAUGGGGAAACCUAGCGGCUCACGGCACAUUCCUGAGAUCCAUUCUCUAAAUAUCACGGAGGAACUUGAGAUCUGGGUGGGUUGGUCCUGAGCCAGCUCCGCACAACCAGAAGCAUGCGUCUCGGCAGCUGUUAGUUGGUUCAUCCACAUCCCUGGAUCAAGGCGACAGAUAUAAAACCUCAGUUCUGUGGGGACGGAAUUGGCUGUGUUCCCCACACCAGACACCUUUCAGCCCAUAGACGCUGCUGUCCUUUAAUGGCCACGUGCUGUGGAUGUGGAUGAACUUUCUGCAUGGUCAGACCACAGCUCAGUUCCAUGGCCAGGGGUCCAGGGCCGGCUGGCUGGGUGGGAGGGGGCGCUCCCUGAUGCUGCUGUUGGUCCAUCUGUCCAUCCCUCUCUGUCAUUCCCCCUCCUCCUGCCCGGCUGCUCCAGGAACUUUGGGCUGUUUUCUCCUGGGCUGGUGCAGCCUGAGACAGUGUCCACAGUGGAACUCUGGGGACUAGGUGGCUACACUUGCUUUCUUGGCUGCAGACCUGAGUUAAUUCCAUGACAGCGUUGGUCCACCGAGGGAGCAGACCCUGCCACGUGGGCAUGUCAGGGAGGCUGCGCUUCCUGCUGUGUUUUUCUGUAAAUUUACCCCCCCCCCAUAAAGUCUACAAAUUAAAAAACACAAGCACGUGGACACAGACAGGGUGGGGUUUCUCCCUGAACCACCACUGAACCAUGGGCCUGCGGAGAUUCCUGUGCCCACGUGGCACACUUGGGCUCAGGUCAGGGGCUCCACGCACCCAAACCCUGCCGCCUGCACCGAGCAGGGUCAGAGCGGACCCCUGCAGGCCUGGGGACUCAGAAGAAAGCGAACCAGGAAGAGGCCAUUUUGUGGACAGAACUAAGCAUGCAGGUGGACAUUGCUCCCGGUCUUCCUCAGGGUUAGGCUGGGAGAAGCUUCUGGAAGGCGGGAGGUCAGCUUAUACCUGCCGUGUGCGUGCUUUACUGUGAUAUCCCAGGGCACACGCACUUUGCGAUGGUUCGCAGGCCCUCCGGGGUGCAUCGUGCGUGUCUUUUUUCAGUGUUUGCUAGCGCCCCUCCCCGUGUUCCCUCCAGGAACCAGCAUCUCCCUUUUCGACUUGCUGCCCCUGGUACCCUCCACCCCAGACCCUGCCUCCCAGCCUCGGAAACCCUGUGGUGAGAGUCCUCUCCUCUGGCAGUCGGCGUGUUUCUGACACACUUCCGGCUCGUGGACUCCAGGGCAGGCUGCCGGGAGGGGGCAGAGGCGCGCGGUCCUCGUCCCUGCCUCUGGCCCCCCAGCGGGGGCGCGUCGGCCUGGAGCCACGCUGAUUUUAAGAUUAUAUGUGUUUUCCAACUCUUAACCCUGAGAGAUACUGUAAUAUCUCACACACGCAUUUCUAGAAUCGCUGCCAUCCCCACACACACUGGUAAUUUUGGCCUCUCCAGGCACCUAAUUCAUGGUUGUUGCGAUGCGAGGUCCCGGCCGUGCCACGGACAGAGACCCGAUCUCUAAUUUGAUCAGUCGGAGUGGGAGGGAGGAAAUGAAGGGUCUGUGUUCCCGUCUUCCUCCUGGUAAUAAUUGGUGGUUGUGAUUGGGUUUAUUUGGCUGAAGGGUUGAGUUGAUCAAAGGGUGCGGCCUGGGCGUUCGUCCUGCAGGCCUUUUCCUGACCCCUCGUGUGCGGCCCCUGUCUGUCCACCCGUCCCUCUCGUGUCUGAGGCACUGUGACCUCGUAGAAGGGCUGCAGCCGGCCUGCCCAGGCUGCAUUUCUGAGGCCGGCCAUAGAUUCCCUGUGUGUGACCUCAGAAUUGUCCAGCACAGGAAGAUGCAAAUGCUUUGAGGCAAGCGGAGCUCCCAGGACGGCUACUCCUGAGUGCUUCCUGGAGCCCAGUUCCCUAGGGAGAGAGGCCCCACGGUCACCUGGCCGGGGGUCCUCGGGGUCCUGUGGGGUUGCCUGAGUGCCUGGGUGUGCCAGUGGGUAUGGGUCUGCAGUCUCCCUAGUCUUACUUAGCUGGGGACCCUCUCCUGGGGGCCACUGCUGGACCUGGGAAGUGUCAAAGCACAGUGGACCCUCUGUCUACUUGGAGUGUGGAGAACUGGGUAGUCCGUGAGGACUUGGGACACAGGGUCUGGGUCACUGAGCAUUGGAAGCUCUCCUUUAGCAGGAGAGCAGCGUCUGGGAGGCUGAGGGCUGGAUGGACCUUCAUGGUAGCCGCAUCCUCAGCCAGGGUCUAAGGCUUUGUUACAGGACUUAAGACUGCAGUAGGGGUGGAAGCCAGGUGCAGGGGCCUGGUCCCUUCCCCACCACUUCUGGGCUUCGUGGGCCCCACCCCGCCUGUGAGCAAGAGGUUGCCAUGUGUAUAGUUUAGCAGACUCGCCACAGGGUCGUGUUUAAAGCAAGGUUUGGCCACAAGUCCAGGGAUUCCAGUGGGAAACAGUUCGGAGCCCCUGGGUGUGUAAGUGCCUUUCUGGGCCCAGAGAGCAAGCUCGCCCCCAAAGCAUUCGCUUCCGCCUGUGUGGACAACCGCUUAUGAACUAGAAGCUCGGCAGCUUUAGUGAUUCUCAGCCCAAAGCGUUUGGAGGCCAAAGCGCUCUGGUUGCUCAGUACCCCCACCCCUGUUCCCUAAUUCCCAGCACGAUUCUCCUGUGGAAUCACCUCCCGUGGAGCUUUUGGGACUGUGAAUCCACUUGAAUCGAUUCAUUUCUACUCGGCCCUUUCUAACCAGGGUGAAGUAGGGCCGGUCGGGCCUCUGACCCGGCCUGGUGCCCAGUGUCCCAGGCUGGGGCACAGAGUGACCGUCCC
Artibeus jamaicensis (Jamaican fruit-eating bat) is the source of this 5889-nucleotide messenger RNA. RefSeq names its product solute carrier family 12 member 7 (gene SLC12A7). Gene Ontology annotation, biological process: potassium ion import across plasma membrane; chloride ion homeostasis; chemical synaptic transmission. The transcript is spliced from 24 exons. The coding region runs from base 43 to 3129 and encodes 1028 amino acids. NCBI's taxonomy places the organism in Eukaryota, Metazoa, Chordata, Mammalia, Chiroptera, Phyllostomidae. Gene Ontology annotation, cellular component: membrane. Gene Ontology annotation, molecular function: potassium:chloride symporter activity. The record is from RefSeq and is a predicted model, not a curated record.